UCUCGACUGCAACAUGGGAGCAGGCGGUGCAGGAGUACCUCAAGGAACGGAGGAACGUCUGUGCCCUCCUCGAGAGAUGGUUUCGGGAGCUGGAUUGGAUGUACGACAUUUGCUCGAGGAUCGGUUUCAGCGCUGCUUGGCACCAUGGCAAUUUUGACAAGCUUUUGAACCCGAAACAUGGUCCCCUGCUUGCUUGCAUCUUGGCUGUCGCUGCGCAGACGCCUUCGCUCGAUCUUGAUGCUUACUUCGCGCUACCGCAAAUGGACAGCCCUCAAAGCGGCUUUAGAGCCACGAGCGUCGAAGCAGAACUCUCACGUCUGAGAGCAGACUACCGCGGGCCUACUAGCGUGUUCAUUGGCGUCUGCCAGGUGUCACAUGUCCUGGCUGACGCGUUCGCGCGACAGCGACCCUUCUUGAAGCUCGUCGUCCUGCGAGUUCGACGUCACUUUGCGGUUGACAUGUCGGCUCUACUGGGCAAGACACCUCGGGGAGCAUGGAGUGGCUCAAUGACUGGCAGCUCUCGACAGCGCGAGUCUUGCUUACCCACGUCCUUGGAGUCGCAGCGCACAUCGCGCCACGAUCGGGGGCAUACCGAUCAUGGUCAGGUCGCAACUGCCGUCGACAUUCUGGGCGGUGGUACGGGCUGAGCGCAAGUCGAACAGCUUUCUUUCUAUCCUUUUAGAUCGCGAGAGGCAAGCCAACAAAAGGUCCAGCGAAAACAAAGCCCCAAACGUCCUUCUCGAUCCCAGCGCUGACUUGGCGUCUGGAAAUGAGAGGCUUAUCCCACCCGCGACUCCGG
Messenger RNA from Jaminaea rosea, 799 nucleotides. RefSeq lists its product as hypothetical. NCBI's taxonomy places the organism in Eukaryota, Fungi, Basidiomycota, Exobasidiomycetes, Microstromatales. The record is from RefSeq and is a predicted model, not a curated record. The transcript is spliced from 2 exons. The coding region runs from base 99 to 647 and encodes 182 amino acids.